Messenger RNA from Zingiber officinale, 3765 nucleotides. RefSeq names its product inositol hexakisphosphate and diphosphoinositol-pentakisphosphate kinase VIP2-like. Bases 409 to 3567 code for a protein of 1052 amino acids. Gene Ontology annotation, molecular function: 5-diphosphoinositol pentakisphosphate 1-kinase activity; inositol hexakisphosphate kinase activity; diphosphoinositol pentakisphosphate kinase activity. The record is from RefSeq and is a predicted model, not a curated record. The transcript is spliced from 30 exons. Lineage: Eukaryota; Viridiplantae; Streptophyta; Magnoliopsida; Zingiberales; Zingiberaceae. Gene Ontology annotation, biological process: inositol metabolic process; inositol phosphate biosynthetic process.
GCAAGCGCCUUCGAAGAGCCUUGAUAUCAAAUUCCGGAUUGAUUAUUAAAUAUUUUAGGUUAAAUUAGUCAGCCAGCCUUAUUUAGUGGUCCGGCCUCCAUUUGCCAACUUAUUGCUCCCUUUUUAAGCAACGUUUUAUCUGAUCAAUCACUCGUUUUCUCUCAUCCAUUCGCUCGAGCUUUCUGUGUUCAGUUGCAAUUGGUGGCGGCGAUGGCAAGCAUGGCGGAACCGUAACUUCUCAGAUUCGAAUCCUACUAAAAAGCCUAGGUAUCGCGUUGAAUCGUCUAUCUCGAUUCUUUUGGUGCAAAGAUAGGUAGGUGUAUACGAUCGUUUCUUUGGAACAUUCGGCACAAUACCGCGAGCCCAAGAUAGAUAGGUGGUGGUGGAGAACGGCGGGGUGGAGCAGAGAUGACAGACAAGAUCAAGAUUGGCGUCUGCGUGAUGGAAAAGAAGGUCUCAUCUGCACCUAUGGUCCAAAUCUUGGAGAGGUUGCAAGCUUUUGGAGAAUUUGAGAUUAUCAAUUUUGGGGACAAGGUUAUUAUUGAGGACCCAAUAGAGAGCUGGCCAAUUUGUGACUGCUUGAUUGCCUUCUACUCCUCUGGUUACCCACUUCAAAAAGCUGAGAUGUAUGCAGCUCUUCGGAAGCCAUUUUUAGUUAAUGAAUUACAGCCGCAGCACCUCCUGCAUGAUAGAAGGAAGGUUUAUGAGCAACUUGAAGUGUUUGGUGUCCCAGUUCCAAAUUAUGCUCUUGUGAAUAGAGAAUAUCCUUAUCAAGAGCUAGAGUACUUUAUUGAGGAAGAAGAUUAUGUUGAAGUUCAUGGGAAACGCUUCUGGAAGCCUUUUGUUGAGAAACCUGUAGAUGGAGAUGAUCACAGUAUAAUGAUAUACUAUCCUAGCUCAGCUGGCGGUGGAAUGAAAGAAUUAUUUCGAAAGGUUGGAAACCGUUCUAGUGAAUUUCAUCCAGAGGUUAGGAGAGUAAGACGCGAAGGCUCUUACAUUUAUGAGGAAUUCAUGCCUACUGGUGGAACAGAUGUAAAGGUGUAUACUGUUGGUCCAGAAUAUGCCCAUGCAGAAGCACGUAAAUCUCCUGUCGUUGACGGUGUUGUGAUGAGGAAUCCAGAUGGAAAAGAAGUGAGGUAUCCUGUUCUCUUAACUCCUGGUGAGAAAGAAAUGGCAAGAGAUGUGUGUCUUGCUUUUUGCCAAUUGGUUUGUGGCUUUGAUCUAUUAAGGUGUGAAGGAAGGUCAUAUGUUUGUGAUGUCAACGGCUGGAGUUUUGUGAAGAAUUCGUACAAGUAUUAUGAUGAUGCUGCAUGUGUUUUAAGGAAAUUGUUCCUCGAUGCCAAAGCUCCCCAUUUAUCAUCAACUAUUCCUCCUAGCCUUCCUUGGAAAGUUAAAGAAGUUGUCCAGUCUGAGGGGUUAACACGUCAAGGAAGUGGACUAAUUGGAACAUUUGGCCAGUCAGAAGAGCUUCGAUGUGUUAUAGCAGUUAUUCGUCAUGGCGAUCGAACUCCAAAGCAGAAGGUUAAACUAAAAGUAACAGAAGAAAAAUUACUAAAUUUAAUGUUGAAGUACAAUGGUGGGAGAGCAAGAGCUGAGACAAAACUCAAAAGUGCUGUUCAGCUCCAAGAUCUGUUGGAUGCGACCCGACUCCUUGUUCCACGUAAAAGUAGGUCUGGUCGUGAAAGUGAUAGUGAAACUGAAGACAUCGAGCAUGCUGAAAAACUUCGUCAGGUGAAAGCAGUACUUGAAGAGGGUGGCCAUUUUUCAGGAAUCUACCGGAAGGUGCAACUGAAACCAUCAAAAUGGGUCAAACUACCAAAACCCAACGCCGAUUGUGAAGAUGAGCGUCCUGUUGAAGCUCUCAUGGUUCUGAAGUACGGUGGUGUUCUUACUCAUGCUGGAAGAAAACAGGCAGAAGAGCUGGGAAGGUUCUUUCGGAACAAUAUGUAUCCAGGUGAAGGAACAGGCCUACUCCGUCUUCAUAGUACUUAUCGACAUGAUCUAAAGAUUUAUAGCUCAGAUGAGGGCCGUGUUCAGAUGUCAGCAGCAGCAUUUGCAAAAGGCCUUCUUGAUCUAGAGGGACAGUUAACACCGAUUCUGGUUUCACUUGUUAGUAAAGACUCUUCAAUGUUGGAUGGACUAGAAGAUGCCAGCAGUGAGAUGGAAGAAGCUAAGGCAAAAUUACAUGCAAUUAUUACUUCAGAAGGAAAAACUUUAAAUGGAAAUAUGUCUGGUGGGCCUUUAUGGAUGGUUGAUGGAGCUGGUGUGCCUGAUAAUGCAUCCCAACUUCUUCAUUCUUUGGUUAAUUUGACAAAGAAGAUAACUGCAAAAGUGAAGCUGCUAGCUGAAGAAGAAGAUGAGAAGCUUUCUGUAACAGCUUCAUCCACUGUGCUACCCCAUUAUGACCAAGCAAAAGCCUUUGGAAAAACAACCAUUGAUAUAGCUCGUAUAGCCGCUGGUUUGCCUUGUGGUAGCGAAAGCUUCCUUUUGAUGUUUGCACGUUGGAAGAAGCUUGAGAGAGACUUGUAUAAUGAAAGAAAAGAGCGAUAUGAUGUUACACAGAUUCCUGAUGUUUAUGACUCUUGCAAAUAUGACCUCCUUCAUAAUGCUCACCUUAAUCUUGAAGGUUUGACUGAGCUCUUCAGAGUUGCUCAGUUGCUUGCUGAUGGUGUUAUUCCAAAUGAGUACGGGAUAAAUCCAAGGCAGAAACUGAAAAUUGGCUCAAAGAUUGCACGUCGUUUGCUGGGUAAAAUCUUAAUUGACUUGCAUAAUACUCGAGAAGAAGCAAUUGAUGUUGCUGAACCAAAAAGCAGUCAGGAGACAACAACAACGUUCCCAAAGACAAGGAAGGAAGAGCGAGACCAAGCUAGGCCUUUGAACAGGAAUGAAGAUCUAAGAAGAACUAGCUCAACUAGUGAAAAAUCAAUAGACCAAGAUGAUGAUGAUGACAGAGAGACCAAAUAUCGCUUAGAUCCAAAAUAUGCUAAUGUGAGAACACCUGAACGACAUGUUCGUACAAGGCUUUAUUUCACAUCGGAAUCACACAUACAUUCUUUAAUGAAUGUACUUCGAUAUUGCAACUUAGAUGAGUCCCUGCAAGGAGAGGAUAGCCUUGUCUGCAAUAGUGCACUAGAUCACCUACACAAGACCCGGGAACUUGACUACAUGAGCUACAUAGUUUUCAGAAUGUUUGAGAAUACUGAGGUAGCAUUAGAAGAUCCAAAAAGAUUUCGGAUGGAGAUGACAUUUAGUAGAGGUGCAGAUUUAAGCCCCCUGGAGAAUGAUGAUGGGGAUGCUGCUUUGCUUCAUCAAGAACAUACUCUCCCUAUAAUGGGCCCAGAGAGGAUGCAGGAAGUAACAUCCUACCUGACAUUAGACCAAUUUGAGAGAAUGAUCGGUCCGUUUGCCAUGCCGGCUGAGGAUUUCCCACCGCCUGCAACUCCACAGGCAUUUUCAGGCUACUUCACGAAGAGUUCUGGAGUACUAGAGCGUUUAGUUAAUUUGUUUUCCUUCCAUAAAGGCUCCACCGCAGCUGCCUCCAGCACCAAUAAUAAUGUAAAACAGUGAAGCAUGUUUUACGUAAUUCUCCUUUUACCAAUCAGCGAAGGACGGGCACCACGAUUGCAUAUUAUACUGGAAACGGGCAGGAUUAUUGAGCGCUUCAGUUAGAAAAAAAUUGGCGUUUGGUUAUUAGUUGGCAAAUUAGUUUUGUUUCCAUUGACUAUUCCACUUAUAUUUUGAUUUCAUAGCAUCGUUAAGACUGAA